Molecule: messenger RNA, 4612 nt
Organism: Erinaceus europaeus (western European hedgehog)
Lineage: Eukaryota; Metazoa; Chordata; Mammalia; Eulipotyphla; Erinaceidae
Gene: EPB41
Product: erythrocyte membrane protein band 4.1
Exons: 21
Coding region: 273-3260 (995 amino acids)
Biological process (GO): cortical actin cytoskeleton organization
Cellular component (GO): cytoskeleton; plasma membrane
Molecular function (GO): structural molecule activity; actin binding
Source: RefSeq, a predicted model, not a curated record
GCACGGGCGGGCUGACUGCGGGCCGGGCUGGCCUCUCCUCGCGGAGGGAAGGCGGGAGGGCGCGCGCUGAGCCGCCCGCUCGCUCCUUUGCUCGCUCGCUCCCUCCCUCCCUCCCUCCCUCCCUCCCUCCUCCUGUGGGCUAGUCAGUCCGCCGGCAGCCGGCGGGCCCGCGAGCCGCAGAGGACCCGCGCCUCGGACACCGCCAACCCUCCUGCCAUUGUUCAUCGGGUGGCUGCAGCGGCGGGCUCUGGAGCCCGGGCCCCGGCAACAUCAUGACAACAGAGAAGAGUUUAGUGACUGAAGCUGAAAAUUCACCACACAAGCAACAGAAGGAGGAAGGUGAGGGAGCCACAAACCCAGGCCAACAAGAAACUCAGCUGGAAGAGGUGUCUCAAGUGGCAGCUGAGGGAGAUAACCAGUGUGAGCAGAAGCUGAAGACAUCUAAUGGAGACACUCCUACACAUGAAGACUUGAUAAAAAACAAGGACCGGGCAUCAGAAAGCAGGGGCCUAUCACGGCUAUUCUCCUCAUUUCUCAAAAGACCUAAGUCCCAGGUCUCUGAGGAAGAAGGCAAAGAAAUAGAGUUAGCUAAAGAGAAAGGAGAAGAAGGUCAGAAAGAGAUUGAAUUUGGAACCAGUCUUGAUGAGAUCAUUUUAAAGGCCCCAAUUGCAGCUCCUGAACCUGAACUCAAGACAGACCCAUCCUUGGAUCUUCACUCAUUAAGUAGUGCAGAAACACAGCCUGCUCAAGAAGAACACAGAGAAGAUCCAGAUUUUGAAACUAAGGAAGAAGGAGGACGUGAAGAGUGCUCCAAAAUAGAAGUAAAAGAAGAAAACCUUGAAUCAAAAGCAGAAAGAGAAUCAAAAGCUUCCCAGAAACCAAUCAGAAGACACAGAAACAUGCAUUGCAAGGUUUCUUUGUUGGAUGACACAGUUUAUGAAUGUGUUGUGGAGAAACAUGCUAAGGGACAAGAUUUGCUUAAACGAGUGUGUGAGCACCUUAAUCUUUUGGAAGAAGACUACUUUGGUCUAGCCAUUUGGGAUAAUGCAACCUCGAAGACAUGGCUGGAUUCUGCCAAAGAAAUAAAAAAGCAGGUUCAUGGUGUCCCUUGGAAUUUUACAUUUAAUGUAAAGUUUUAUCCACCUGACCCAGCCCAGUUAACAGAAGAUAUAACCAGAUACUAUUUAUGUCUUCAACUUCGGCAGGACAUAGUUACAGGCCGUCUGCCCUGUUCCUUUGCAACCUUAGCAUUGUUGGGUUCUUAUACCAUCCAGUCUGAGCUGGGAGACUAUGAUCCAGAACUCCAUGGUGCUGACUAUGUCAGUGAUUUUAAACUGGCCCCAAAUCAGACCAAGGAACUUGAAGAGAAAGUCAUGGAACUGCAUAAGUCAUACAGGUCCAUGACUCCAGCUCAGGCUGACUUGGAAUUUCUUGAGAAUGCCAAAAAGUUGUCUAUGUAUGGUGUUGACCUUCAUAAAGCAAAGGACUUGGAGGGAGUGGAUAUCAUCCUAGGUGUCUGCUCUAGUGGCCUUCUGGUUUACAAAGAUAAGCUGAGAAUUAACCGUUUUCCUUGGCCCAAAGUACUAAAGAUUUCUUAUAAACGUAGCAGCUUUUUCAUCAAGAUUCGACCUGGAGAGCAAGAACAAUAUGAAAGUACCAUUGGAUUCAAACUUCCCAGUUACCGAGCAGCUAAGAAGUUAUGGAAAGUCUGUGUAGAGCAUCACACAUUUUUCAGACUGACAUCUACAGACACCAUUCCUAAAAGCAAAUUCCUUGCACUGGGAUCAAAAUUUCGAUAUAGUGGCCGGACUCAGGCUCAGACCAGGCAAGCUAGUGCUCUGAUUGACAGGCCUGCUCCACAUUUUGAGCGUACAGCAAGCAAACGGGCAUCCCGGAGCCUUGAUGGAGCAGCAGCUGUCGAAUCAACAGACCGAAGUCCUCGUCCCACCUCUGCCCCAGCCAUUGCUCAGAGUCAGGUCACUGAAGGAGGUGUUCCAGGGGCACCUGUCAAAAAACCAUUGACUUCUAAAACACAGAAGGAAACAGUGCAGGUUGAAGUGAAACAGGAAGAAGUACCACCUGAGCAAGCUGAACCAGAGCCCACAGAGUCAUGGAAGAAGCCUGCAGAAAAGUCUGAAGAUCUGAUAAGAAUGAGGAAGAAAAAGAGAGAAAGACUAGAUGGUGAAAACAUUUAUAUCAGACAUAGCAAUUUAAUGUUGGAGGAUUUAGACAAAAGUCAAGAAGAGAUCAAAAAACACCAUGCCAGCAUAAGUGAGCUGAAAAAGAACUUCAUGGAGUCUGUACCAGAACCACGGCCUAGUGAGUGGGAUAAACGCUUAUCCACUCACUCCCCCUUCAGAGCACUUAACAUCAAUGGGCAGGUCCCCACAGGAGAAGGAAAUAUAAAUGGCAUUCGCACAGAGGAGGCGGCUGCCUUGACAAAGGGACCAUCUACCAGCUCUGAGUCUGAAUGGGAGGGCCCCAAGCAUUCAGUGAUCCCUAGUAAGAGCCAAAUGACCGCCCCGUCGGGACCUCCACAAAGCUUUGAUUUUGGUUCCUUCUCCAUAAGCGGCAAGGAGACAGAAGAGAAGGAGCAGGGGGCAGCCGGCUCUGUUGAUACUAAGGAAAUGCUAAGCAGCCCCAGUGGGGAAUGCGUAGGAGUGGAGGAACAGGCCAGAGCCUUAAAGUGCUGGGUAACACCAGCUUCCUCUCAGCUGCAACUUGGUGAGAAAAAGUCAGAGAAUAGUGGAGAACAUGUUACACCAGGAGAGCCACUUGGAAAGCAAAACGGAUCAUUUCUUGACUCUCAUGUGGGGGACCCAUUCCCCACCCUCAUUCGAAGUUUCCAGCCUCCUCUGGUGAAGACUCAGACUGUCACCAUUUCAGAUACUGCCAAUGCUGCAAAAAGUGAAAUCCCAACCAAAGACGUCCCCAUUGUCCACACUGAGACCAAGACCAUCACCUAUGAGGCUGCCCAGACUGAUGACAGCAGUGGGGACUUGGACCCUGGAGUCUUGCUGACAGCUCAAACCAUCACAUCUGAAACCACAAGCAGCACCACUACAACUCAGAUUACCAAGACUGUAAAGGGGGGGAUUUCAGAGACCCGGAUUGAAAAGAGAAUCGUGAUCACAGGAGAUGCUGAUGUCGACCACGAUCAGGUCCUUGUACAGGCCAUCAAGGAAGCAAAAGAACAACAUCCAGACAUGUCAGUGACCAAGGUGGUCGUCCAUCAGGAGACUGAAAUCUCUGAGGAAUGAGCUCAGGAAACUGCCCCACUCCAGACUCCCUGCUUGCCUCCCAUUCAAGGAAAAAACCAGCAGAAUGAUAAAGAAGCCGACCUGCUUCAGUAGGACUUUAGACUUUCGAGAUUAUUCUAAACCACCAGGAAAUUCAUUUCACUUUCUAUUUGGAAUUUAUAACGAGAAUCUUCUAGCUAUCACUGAUAAACCUUUUAAGUACUUUUUUCUACAUUGUGAUACCAGAAUUUGUUCAAUUUUUCAAUCUAUAUGGACUGUUUUGAAGAGCUUUUUUUUUUUUUUUAAAUAGGGUGGUUUGUAACCCUUUCGGUUGCGUGUCUCCUCAUUUGUUUUCAACCCAGAUACUGCAGAGUCCACAGAAUUACUUGGAAAAUAUUUCAAAAACUCUGUUGGGAGCCAAAACUAGCUUACAGAGCUUCCCUGCUCCUCCCUCAUUUUAUACUCUUUGAAUGAUAGCAGGAACUUUAUGAACCAGCCUUUUCUCAGGGCCAAUGAUGUGGCUUUACCAGCAAUCAGCCAGGGCGGCUACCCUAAUCCACAGACCCCAGAGAAAUGUCCCUUUCCUUUUGUUGAGGGUGGUUUUGGUAAGACAGAGACCUCUACUGAGAAUGUAGUUUCUUCUUCCUGUCCUUUCUUUUCUGAGCUUCUUUCGAUCUAAGACAUAAGGAGUUGCUUCAAAUAUAUCUGAUACUGUGAAUGUUUGAACAUAUCUGUGGCCUUUACCUUCCUGUCCUCCCUCUUCAACUGCCCCGUUACCUCAUCAGAAGCAGCAGCUCUGCUAAGUGCUCCCCCACCUCCCAUCUCAGGAGACCAAAACUCACAGGAAAAAAAAAGGGGGGGACACUUUUGGCUAAAAGCUCUACUGGCACAUUUUCAGUGAUUGUUUGGGCAAGGAAAUUUAAUGACAUUUUCUUUUGUUUUCUUAAGGUUUUCUAGUUCUGGAAAUACGCACUUCACACAGGGAAAUGGUGAACUUUACCUCAAUCAGACACUGCUAAAAAGUAUUUCCAAGAGACCAUCUUUGGGGCUCUUUCUUUAUGCCUGGGAUGAUAGAAUGUGACUCAGAAAGGAGGUUGUACUCCUGGGCCUGUCCUUUCCCAGCCAGCACCUGCCUGCAGACACUCUUCUGCAUCUCUUAGGGGCCAUGCUCCCCUCAGACCACUUGUGACAUGGGUUACACCAGCUACGCUCACUCCCAUUCACCAUCUGAGGUCUGUCAGGUUUUGUAAGCUUGAUUUCGUGGUGGGUUUUGGUUUGUCUGUUUUGGUUUGGUUUUUUUUUGGUUUGGUUUUGAAAAUGAGGACUAAUAUCCCCAUUCCACAAUUCUACAAUAAAGAUGUAGGAUGUUUUUA